Messenger RNA from Sinocyclocheilus grahami, 342 nucleotides. RefSeq names its product serine/threonine-protein kinase pim-1-like. The coding region runs from base 1 to 342 and encodes 113 amino acids. NCBI's taxonomy places the organism in Eukaryota, Metazoa, Chordata, Actinopteri, Cypriniformes, Cyprinidae. The transcript has a single exon. The record is from RefSeq and is a predicted model, not a curated record. Gene Ontology annotation, cellular component: cytoplasm. Gene Ontology annotation, biological process: negative regulation of apoptotic process; regulation of mitotic cell cycle; protein autophosphorylation. Gene Ontology annotation, molecular function: ATP binding; protein serine/threonine kinase activity.
AUGAUGAAGGAACCUCACAGCCCUCACAUUAUAGAGUUGCUCGAGUGGUUUGAGGACCAAGAUAAUGUGAUUUUGGUUAUGGAGUAUCCAGAGCCCUGUGAAACACUGUAUUGUUUCAUUAAGCAUAACAGUGGACAUCUAGAACACAGUGCUGUGCGGAUGAUAAUUGUUCAGAUUGUCCAGGCUGCAAAGGAUUGUAUAGACCAUGGAGUUUGCCAUGGAGACAUCCAUUCUGGAAACAUUCUGGUCAAUACAGCAUCCUUGAACAUCAAGCUGAUUGACUUCGGAUGUGGACUACGAAUCGGUGGCAAGUAUCUUGUUGGUCUUUUAUUAUUUCCUUAG